AUGAGGUUUCCUCAACUAGGUGUCCAAAAGGAUCCUCGAUUUAAUAAAGAAGUUGAUAUUAAAACCGGUUAUCGUACCCAUAGUAUAUGUUGUAUGCCAAUUUUGAAUAAAGAUAAUGUUGUUAUUGGUGUAGCACAAAUAAUUAACAAAAAAACGGGUACACAUGAAUUUACAAAUAAAGAUUUAAUUGUAUUUCGAAAUUAUUUAAUAUUUUGUGGUAUUGGUUUAUCAAAUGCACAAUUAUUCGAAUUAUCUAUUCAAGAAUUUAAAAAGAAUCAGAGUAAAUCUUACGCAAUUAUGUCUUUACAAAAUACAAUUAAAUCUAUUACUAGUCUUAAAAAGUUAACAAUAAAUCCAACUCAAAAUAAUGAACAUCAUUCUUCAUCAUCAACAACAUUAAAUUGUCAACAAAUUUCUCAUUAUUCAUUGGAAAAAGAAUUUAAUUAUAAUCAUCGUAAUGAUAAUCAAGAGUAUACGUCAUCUCUAUUGCAUAGACUUAAGUUAUUAGUUACAUUGGCUCGUAAUUUAUUUCGUGAACAAAGUGAUUUAGAACAUUUGAUACGUAAAAUAACUGUUGAAUCACAAGGUCUUUUACAAUGUACGCGAUGUUGUGUAUACAUACUCGAAAGUCCAGCAUCAAAACCAGAGGAAGUUCGGUUUUCGAAAGGUUUCGAUAUGAUCUAUGAACAAGAAUUUAAAGUAACAACUAAUGAUUUUCUUGAUAAUUCUCGAUAUGCUAAAAUAGCAUACCAUGUCGCCACAUCAAUGGAAACAGUCAAUUUGAGUGAUAUUGGAAACGAUGCAACAUUCACAAAUUUACUAACAGCGCAAGGUGAUGAUAAUUUUAUUUUGAAAAAUAUUUUGUGUAUUCCAAUAUUUGAUAAAGAUGGAAAAGUCAUUGGUGUUGCACAAAUGAUGAAUAAAAUAAAUGGACGAGUGUUCACCGAUGAAGAUGUUGCCAUUAUCGAAGCUUUUUCCAUAUUUUGUGGUCUAGGAAUAAAUAAUACUCAAAUGUAUGAAAAUGUUAUGCGUUUAACGUGUAAACAAAAAGUAGCAUUUGAAGUAUUGAGUUAUCAUGUUACUGCAAGUGACGAAGAUCUUUCAAGAAUAACAAGUGUUCAAUUACCAGAUGCAAAUCAAUUACGACUUUACUCAUGGGAUUUUAAUGAUAUGAUAUUAACAGAUGAUGAAACUGUUUUAGCAUCAGUAAGAAUGUUUGCCGAAUUAGAUUUAAUGAAAAAAUUACAAAUUCCACAUGAUACGGGUGGAAUGAAUGUGUGUAUGAAUGAUUUGGAACGUUUAGGUUUAUUAGUCGCUUGUUUAUCACAUGAUUUGGAUCAUAGGGGAACAAAUAAUGCAUUUCAAGCAAAAGUUGAUGCACCAUUAGCCAAACUAUAUUCAACAUCAACAUUAGAACAUCAUCAUUUUGAUCAAUGUAUUAUGAUUGUGAAUAGUGAAGGAAAUAAUAUAUUUCAAUCAUUGUCAGCUGAUGAUUAUAAAACAGUUAUUAAAUAUAUUGAAAGUGCUAUUCUAUCCACAGAUCUUGCACUUUACUUUAGGUAG
This is a messenger RNA of Didymodactylos carnosus, 1563 nucleotides long. Lineage: Eukaryota; Metazoa; Rotifera; Eurotatoria; Philodinida; Philodinidae. The record is from the annotation of a GenBank genome assembly.